GGCUUUUCCUGUGGAGAGUAAGGCUUGGCUGCUACCAAAGUGACUCCCUAGUCCCAGCUGUCCCUCCUGCAUUCAGUCUGGGUACAACGCUGGACCCCGCCAACUGUCUCCACACAGAGGCGCCAGGGACUCCUCAGCCACCUGUGCACAGCCCUGUGUAUGGAGAACGGACCUGCCCAGCCUCGCUAAGAUGCUCCUGGCCUCUCCCUCCAUACCAUCGAGGGGACGAACCCCCAGCGCCGUGGAGAGGCUGGAGGCGGACAAAGCCAAGUACGUCAAGACGCACCAGGUGAUAGCACGUCGCCAGGAGCCAGCCCUGCGCGGGGGACCCGGACCGCUCACGCCACACCCUUGCAACGAGCUGGGGGCCCCCGCAUCGCCCAGGACGCCAGGGCCUGCCCGUCGGGGUAGCGGCAGGCGACAGCCCAGGCCCGACUCCCUCAUCUUCUACCGCCAGAAGCGGGACUGCAAGGCUUCGGUGAACAAAGAGAACGCCAAGGGCCACGGGCUAGUCCGACGCCUCUUCCUGGGAGCCCCCCGGGACGCUGCCCCGAGCAGCCCGGGACCCACAGAGAGUCCCGGGACUCCGGCGGGGUGGGCCGGGCCCCCGGACGCUCAGGAGGCCAGCGGGAAGCGCGCGCUGUGCCCCACAUGCUCGCUGCCGCUGUCGGAGAAGGAGCGCUUCUUCAACUACUGCGGCCUGGAGCGCGCGCUGGUGGAGGUGCUGGGCGCCGAGCGCUUCUCCCCGCAGAGCUGGGGCGCCGAGCGCGGCCCGCAGGUCGCGGCGCCGCCGCCGCCCGGCUCCGGGGACACCAGCGACUGGACGUCCAGCGACGGGGACGGGGGCACCCCGGACGGUGCGGGUGGCGGCGGCGGCGGCGGUGGCUCGGAGGCGGCAGGCUCGGCGCGGGACGGGCGCCCCCCGGUGUCGGUGGUGGAACGCAACGCGCGCGUCAUCCAGUGGUUGUACGGCUGCCAGCGCGCGCGCGCCCCGCCGCGCGAGUCCGAGGUGUGA
Psammomys obesus (fat sand rat) is the source of this 1015-nucleotide messenger RNA. It is a transcript of the gene Fam110d, whose product is annotated as family with sequence similarity 110 member D. NCBI's taxonomy places the organism in Eukaryota, Metazoa, Chordata, Mammalia, Rodentia, Muridae. The coding region runs from base 191 to 1015 and encodes 274 amino acids. The record is from RefSeq and is a predicted model, not a curated record. The transcript is spliced from 2 exons.